Nematostella vectensis (starlet sea anemone) is the source of this 4126-nucleotide messenger RNA. Its product is annotated as pyroglutamylated RF-amide peptide receptor. The coding region runs from base 2581 to 3642 and encodes 353 amino acids. Lineage: Eukaryota; Metazoa; Cnidaria; Anthozoa; Actiniaria; Edwardsiidae. The transcript has a single exon. The record is from RefSeq and is a predicted model, not a curated record. Gene Ontology annotation, cellular component: membrane. Gene Ontology annotation, biological process: G protein-coupled receptor signaling pathway. Gene Ontology annotation, molecular function: G protein-coupled receptor activity.
CGCUCCUCCUGCCCUCGCUUACUCAUCCGCUGCACUUAGGUGCUUUCACUCUCGAUAAGGGAGAGUGUCUGAAAUAUUGCCGAUGGUUGAAGGGCUCAUUUCCUGUCUCUUGUGAUGACUACUUGACGACGAUAUUAUUCGUGUGCAUCAAAGAUGGCCGUAAAGUGGCAAUUUUUACCUCGACCAAACAAAGGAAGGAAGUGUGUUGAUUGUAAUAAGUACUCGCAUAAUUUUAGAAAUUAUACCUCCUUUAAAAUUUUUGCUUGAACAAUCAAGAGCUUAUAUUUGGGUACUUAUAUUUUUUCCACCGGCGGAAUCAAUUUCCUCGUUCAAGUAGUUCUUGAGAGCGAACUUCGCAGGGUUGAGUUUUGAAUGAAAAAAGACGUCAAAGCUCUUGCGAGUAGGUUGGUAUAUUUGAUCGUAAGCAUGAUAAGGUGGAAGAUCUACUGUUACCAUCUCCUCGACCUAAAAGCUAAACAUAUUAGAUUAAAGGGGACUUUCGAUUAUAGCUUUGAGUUGCCCACAAGGAGAGUGUUUAUCGAUUUAUGCAUUGCACAUUGAGAAGUGCUGCUACCAAAAACAUAUUAUACUUCUUAACGCAAACGUUAAUCGGAUGUUUUCGCAAACUUUCUAUCAACGAAAAGCAAAUGGCUCACAUCAACAGUCGAUUGCCUCCCAAGUGCAAGCAAAGGGCCUCCCACCCCUCCCCCUCUAAUAUCAUUUACAGGCUCCAUAUUUUGUUAUUUGUUUGUAUUUCUACAUAGAUUAGUACCGUUCCUAAUUGUUUUCACACCUACAUCGAUUGAGUGACAAAAUGUAAUCUCGUGCAAAGCCAAUAAGUAGAUAAUGUUGUUUGUUGUUUUUUUUGAUCGCCCUUUUGCCUUGUGUAAAAGAUUGGUUCCUCUCUCAAGUUUCCUUUGCAUUUUUCGAGAAACCACCAUCUUUUUUAAAUGUCGCCGGUAAAUGUGGUAUUUGUAUAAGUUUUUCUUUUCGGGUGAAAAUAUAUUUUUCGUGGUGACUGCUGGCCAAGAGGUGCGAAUGUGACAUCUUAGCAUAUGCAGAUAUCGCGCUCAUUCUGUGCGAGGUUCUUGUUUUAUCAACGCGCAGCUUGAAAGCUACCGUGCCGAAAUUAAUUAUCGCAACAUUUCUCAUGGGUAAGAUUUUAAAUGCAAAAAUAUCUCGGUUAGCGGGGAGUGAUAAAAUGAGCUGGUAUUUAUUUGGCUAUUACUUGGCUAGCGAAUAAAACAAGAUGUGAAGAAGCGAUUACGAAUUUUAAUGACCAAAUUGUGGCUUAACUCAAUGAUAAUCUUAUUAUGGUGGCCACAUCACCAACGAGUAUUAUACCGCGAUUUUCUUAUUUCCCUCGCAAUUAUAUAGUCCACGCUAAAACACACUUAACCCAAAUCGACAAAACUCAAGAUUAGAAAGACGUAAAAUGACAUGGAUCGCUCUCCAACCGAGAAAUCAACUUGUCUUUUUCAAGUUGUCAAUUAAACUCCCCCGCGUGAAACGAAAAUCCCACAGCUGAAUAUAGUGAGAAUAAUAUAAGGUACAAAUUGAGUUAACGUCUGUACGCGAAAAAAUAAAAACUAAUGUGUUAACUUUGUGAGGGGUUCAGCCAAUCCUAGCAAAGUGCUGUAUUGCCUACAACACAUGUGAAAUUCCUCAGAGCUUCUGCUAUCACUAAGGCAAGUUGAAUGCAAUUAUGGCGACAGCGCAAUCGUCUUUUGAAGCCAUCUUGGCAAUUCUCGCUUUCUGCCCGUUAUCUUUCGAUCCUUACUGCCUUGAGAUGAAUUAUCACCGCUACUUCCUGACACAGUUAAUAGCUUGUACAUGUCGCAGUACAAAAAAAGUCUGAUACAUGGGGCUUUUGAUUUGUGGUCGUGGCUUGAGACGCAAUGGCUAGAUCACCUGUUUUGUCUAAUGUUAUUAUCUGUGCAGUGUAAACACUACUUUCAACAGCAGUUCCGAGUUUUCAAUUGUAUAAACCUAACUCCUGUUGGGUGGCGAUCACCACUCUGGCUUUCUCGUUACAUAAUCUAUCAAUCUACGAUCUUAACAGUUUAUUUAUUCGCGUGUAUAUCUUGUAGUUAGGGUUUGAAUUAAAACUAACGGAACGUCUACCUUUCAGUACGACAGAAAUGUCAAAAUAAAAACACCCAUUUAAAGUUGAUUGUAUAUGGGUUUGCUUGAGUUGGAACAGCGCAAAUAACACCACCACAUAUAAAUUACCUUUUCUUUUUCAUAUGUAAUUAAGUUAACUUUUUCUUCUCGCAGGUUUAGAAACUCUUUAUUCAGUACCUAUAGUUCAGGCUGGAAAUGACGUACGCGCUGGGGUUAUCAGCGUUUAGACUGAGUUACAUUUCUGCGGAGAAAAUUACACCAAAACAAAGCUAUGCCCCUAAAUUACUCCGUCGAUCAAGAACUAAAGUCACGUGUGCAUCCGCCAUCGAAUCAGCGCUCUGUAUUUUUCCUAUUUAAGUUGGAUUUCUCACCCAGCAUUGAUAUCUUAAGAGCUAGCUAAUUUCUGUUAAGACGCAACACUGAGCGAUACAAAGAGAGCGCGAGCCGACAGCCAACAUGAACAACACCACCGACGGCUUUCUCCCCAGCUACCCUAGCUCCGAGAACAUCGCAACAUCCUUAUUCUACAUCGCUGUUUUCAUCUUCGGGUCUACAGGAAAUCUAUUGGUGUUAUUGGUCGUCAAGAGAAGACGCGCUCGCACUUUUAAUGACAUUUUUAUAUUCAACCUAGCGGUGAGCGACUUGUGUUUGAUCCUGGUGUGCAUACCAGCGUUUACCUAUAAGAAGCUGAGCGGGUUUCGUGGUUCGCAGUUCUACUGCAAAGCUAUAUGGCCAAUGAUGACAAUUUCUCUCUGUUCCAGUGUGUUCACUAUAACUUUGAUGGCCGUAUAUAGAUGUAAAGUGAUUCUACAUCCCUUCGAGCCUAUUAUCGAAAAGCGAAGUAUUUUACCGCCAAUUACAGCCGUCUGGUUACUCGCGAUUGUUUUCGCCUUACCACUCUUCAUUCUUGCGAAAUUCGAGGACGGAAUGGCCGGUUGUAUUGAGGACUGGCCGUCUGAUCUGCACCGUAAAGUCUACACCACGAUACUAAUGAUUGUACAAUACUUCUUACCUCUGUUUAUCAUCGCUGUUGCUUACGUGCUUAUAGCUAUCGAUCUGACCCGAUCACGAAAAAGAAAAAGCUCCUAUAAUUCGCCGAAAGUGAUGGGCCGCGCGCGAAGGGAAGAGAACUUGCGAGUGAUUAAAAUUCUCGCGACAAUUGUCAUCACUUUUGCGUUAUUUCUGCUUCCUGGACACAUAGCAUGGAUGAUUCUAGACUUCGGCAGGGAACAAGACAAGAAGGUGGCAGAAGCGAUUUUUAAAUUCUCUGACGCGUUAGUAAUUUUCCACAGCGCGUUGAACCCUGUCAUUUACGGCACUCUCACGAAACAGUUUCGCCAGGGUUACAAGAAGUACCUUUCAUAUGUUUUCUGUUGCAAGUUUGUCAAAGAUGGACGGAUGGAAUCGGAUUAUUUCGACGAAUCAAGAUCACGAAAUGGAUUCAAGGCAAAAAAAGAACUCUCUUUGCAGAAAAAAGAGGAGCAAAAUAUUCUUGCUGCUCCUGGUGGAGAAAUGUAAAAAGAAAGCUACUUAAAUAUCUUAGUAAUUUGUACGUAAUUUCGUAACGGUUUUAGUGUUUUUGUAUUCGCCGAAAAUCCUUUUUUUAUUCCGCCUCAUAAGUAGAGUCGGUGAAAAUAUAAUUAAUAUAAUUAUUAUAUAACGCAUGGCAGGGUAAUUGCAUUUUGAGUGCGUUAUAAAGCAGACCGCUGCCAACAUAAUUCACGAUCAAACAAGAACGUGCGAAGAAAAAAGUCGUAGAUAAUGUGACGGGUAUUGGAUGCGAAUAGCGUGCUAUUUAUCAAGGAUAUUGCGCGUCCUAUAUGCUAAUAGACAACAUAAUACGCACCGUAUAAGCAACUCAUGAAAAUCCAUUGAAUUAAGAUGAUUAGUGAAGUGCAACAAAUUGGGAGUUCAAAAGUGCAUUAACAAGGGAAUAUCACGAAAGACAGUAAGAUUCAGAAAUUAUUAACGCAUUUAGUUCAAUAAAAGGUUAACACAUUAA